Messenger RNA from Lecanosticta acicola, 1482 nucleotides. The record is from the annotation of a GenBank genome assembly. NCBI's taxonomy places the organism in Eukaryota, Fungi, Ascomycota, Dothideomycetes, Mycosphaerellales, Mycosphaerellaceae.
AUGGAACCCUCCGGUCUGGUCAAGUUGCUGGUCCCGCAGAUCCCCUCGCUAUCUUAUACAGCGCUCCAGCAUACGUUUGGUGCCACGCCCACAUCUUCGAAAUGGGAUCUCCGGACGACUUUGACGGUGCAAGUGCUGCGGCAGAUAAUGGGUUCUGGGGAUGCGGGCAAGGAUGGUGGUGGGAGGAAGAUUCCGCAGGUUGGAAAGGUUCAGAAGAGGACGUUGAUGGAACCUGGUGUGAAGGGGAAGAUGUGGAUUGUCAAUGCCAAAAUGGAUGCUAGUGGCGCUGAGAGUGUGGAAGAGGUGGUUUGUAAAGCUGUGGAUGACAUGAAGGAAGGGGAGGUGCAGUACACGAAGCCUGGGGUUGAGGAUGUUGAGGUUGAGUGGACGGGGUAUAGACCCAAUGCUGCAAAGGAUGAACCGAUGCCGGAUAUCAGUGAAGAAGAGAAGUAUCAGCGCAUGCUGGCCGAGCCUUCGAGGAGCAGCGAGGUGGUAUGGCUAUAUUUCCACGGCGGAGCAUAUUACCUCUGCGACCCGAGAACCCAUCGCGCUCUGACUAGCACCCUCGCCAAAGAAAGCAACGGAGUCGUCUGUUCCGUCCGCUACCGUCUCGCACCACAAACUGCCUUCCCAGGUCAACUCGUCGACGCCCUCCUGGUCUACCUUUCGCUCCUCUACCCACCCCCAGGCUCCGUCCACCAAGCCAUCCCACCCGAGAACAUCGUCUUCGCGGGCGACAGCGCGGGCGGAAACCUCUCCUUUGCCCUCCUCCAACUCCUCCUCCAACUCCACCGCUCCAGCACCGGCGUUCCCCUCGUCAACUUCCACGGCCGAGACGUCUAUCUCCCCCUCCCAGCAGGCGCAACAGCCAACAGCGGCUGGUUCGACAUCUCCCGCUCCAUGCCUUCCAUCACAUCGAAUUCCAAAUGGGAUUACCUCCCACCUCCCAAUCACGCAGACGCAGUUUCCAAGUUCCCCAAAGAUGAUGUCUGGCCCACCGACCCGCCCAGAGGAGAUCUCUUCUGUGAUCUGAGUCUCCUGGACCACCCGCUCGCUUCUCCCGUGUUGGCGGAGAAAUGGGAGCAUUCGUGUCCCAUGUGGAUGUGCGUGGGCGAGGAAAUGCUCAUGGACGAGGAUCUCAUCGUGGCCAAACGCGCCGCCAGCCAGAACGUCAACGUCACCCUCGAGCGAUACGAGGCGAUGCCGCAUUGCUUCCAACUCAUCUUCCCCCACUUGUCCACCGCGGAGAAAUGCGUACGGAAUUGGGGGACUUGGGGCAGGAAAGUUGUGGAAGAGCCGAGAGCUUUGCAGGCGAAGGGUGUUUUUGUGCCGGCGAAAGAAGGAGAAGAAACGGAAUUUGACGUUGCUCAGAUUGAGGCGGUGGGGUUUGAAGAGGCCGGGAGGUUGGUCAGGGAAGCGAAAGCGAAGAGGUUGAUGGGGUGGGAGAAAGAGGGCAAAGGCAUGCCUAAACCCGCGCUCUGA